UCAGUGUGAAGUUAACCGCUGCGAUGUCUGUGACCUGCGUUGAUGUUACGGAAUAAAAGUUCACCCAAUUUGUCGAUCUGUGUGCGCUUGUAUAUUUUUGUUUAUAAAUUGUUUAUGGUUCAGUUUACAUUACAACACAGAUAUAAAGGAAAUACAAAUAAAUCGAUCAAAUAUCAUGGUGUUCGUCAUAUUAUUAUGUUAUUAAUCAAGAAUACAAUGUACUCAAAAAUUAAAUUAAGUAGCUUAGUUUAUUGGAAUUGCAUCCAAGAAAAAUGUGUUCAGUUUUUUUAAGGAAUUAAAAAGAACUCAGGGAGAAACCGGUUUAACAGCCUAUGAGCAACAGCAUAACCCUAUUGAAUAUUCUGUUAAAUGAUGAUAAUGAUGAUUAUGAAGAAACAUUCAACUUCGAGGGAAAUGUUACAUCAAGUGAAAAAUUUAUGCGUUACUGUGCGUGUUUAAUGCUUAUAAAGUGAACAUCUUUUCUAUGGGGAAAAGAAAAAUGCUAAACAAAAUGGAGCUUGAUAUUCAGUCCAUGCCUGAAAGAAAACCGAUUAAUUUGCCACAAUCUGCUCUGAAGAGAGCAUCAUUUAAUAAUUCUACGACCAGUUCUGUAGAUAAUGUGGUCUAUCCGCCAUCCCAUCAAUAUCAUUAUAUCCAGUAUUAUCAACAGCCCAUGAAUCAAUAUAGUAAUCCUCAAUUUGCCACCGCUUGCCAAUGUAGCUGUUCUUGCGGCAACCAACAACAGCCGCAAUCACAACAGCACCAACUACAAAGCCAACAACAAUCGUUAACGCAACGCUUAAUGCCAAAUCAUUCGCAUCAGGGCAGCAUAGAUAGUCAAAGAGUAGCGGUUAUUGUUCAUAGGCAGGCAAGUGGCAGUGCCAGUAGUAGCACGGAGUUGGCCAACACGAACGGUGAUUUACCACCUAAAAAAGCCCAAUCAGAAACUUCGCUGCUGAAUCAUUCUUACCAAGCUUUAAAAAUGUCUGAAUCAUUAAGUGAGAAUCUGUUUGAUCCCACUGUUAAAUUAAAACCGGCCAGUAGCUGUGAUUGCGAUUUAGAAUGUACUUGUGGAGCUGUAACCAAACGCAAAGAUGCCAAACAAUUUGCUGUUUCGGAAGCUAUGUUGACCGCCGAUGAAAUUACGGUUAGCGAAUCGGAUAAUAACAGUAGUACAGUGAGACGUUGUGAACGAAAUCAAACUAAAAAAUUGAAUGCCUUGAACGAUUCAAACUACAACAACACAAAUCACAUCGAUAUCUACAGUGACGGUGAAGGAGAUGCAGAUGGGACAACGGAUGCCUGCCUUAAACAGAAAAACGGUCUGCCAGGUGAGACGAGUGAUUUGAGGCCACCAUUACCACCGCGACCGCCACCUAGGCCCCUGAACAAUAGUACAAAUCCGAAUGUUCCCAAUCAUCGUCAUGGUCCAGGUAUUAAAAAAUAUGUUAUUUGGUGUUUGAUAUGCGGUGGCCUUUCCUGUGUUCUGGGUGUAUUGUUUUUAGGGGUGUAUUUUCUAUUGCAUUCGUACACCAUAACAGUGGGUAAUUUUGAAACCGUACCCACGUUUGUACCCGCAACGUUGCUAAUUUUAACGGGAUUAUGCAUUAUGAGUUUGGCGAGAAGACGGAACCGAUAUAGUUAUUUAAUAAAACUUUCUGGUGCUUGCGGUCUCAUAUCUGCUUUGACGUGUGCUUUAGUUACCGUAACCACUACUGUCUUACAUAUGAGUCGCUUACAGGCCUUACGAGAAUGUGAAUAUGCGCAAAAGACACGAACAUGUACAUGUUAUUCUGAUAUGAUUGAAUCACAAGUAGACCGCGUCGAUAAGGAAGGCGUUCGUUUGGUGUUCGAUUCAUUGUCAGAUUGCGGUGUAGUUCACGGUUCCCUUUACUCUUGUUUAAGAGCGAUAUUUGGUUUAUCAGUAGCUGGUGUGCUUGUAGCAGUGUUCAGUUGUAUGCUAGUAUAUCAACUGUUAAGCCACGAACGCAAAAAAAUAUAUUGGGAACAGCUGGAAUUGCGAUGCCGCUCUUUAUAUACAAGACAACAAAUGCCUCCGCAAAAUAUGACAUCUGUCGGGAACGGAGCACAUGGCUGCCGUUGUUGCGAACAAUGCCAUGCUCAUCGUCAAAUACCCAUUCAGGCUACUUCAUAUCCUCCGUGGGAUGAAACUGGGGAGCCACGUUUUUGGUCUACCCAACCACCGGGAAAUUUUUACUCACCAAACCCUGGAGGAGAGGAUCUGACCGCUUUAACAAAUACUUGCCGUAAUCAUGAAAUCCCUAAUAACCGUAGUCGUGGCACUGGCUGGAGUUGGAAUCGUUGGUGGCAACGAAAUUCUCCAGAUCCUAAUUUACGAUUCCGUCAAACACCUUCCAGCCCGGACUCUCAGUAUGGUUUUACGAAUACCACCACGCUGCCCGCCAAUGGUGUAGGAGAUGAAUCAACAACAGUAAACAAUCAACAAAAUACCUCGCAAUUUAAUGUGUUACCCGGUAAUUUGCCAUAUGGAGUUUGGGGACCCCCACCACCUUACAGUGACCCCAACAGUCCGGCCAGAAGAGGUUAUUAUCAAUAUAUACAAACAUCUCUUCCUAUAAACUCAAAUGUGCCGUCAAAUACAAAUCCUUUAAUACAUGGAAAUGGCAACGAGUCGGGUCAUGGAAAUUAUAUAGAACAACCAGCGACUUCAACUUGUUGUCCGCAAUCUAGAAUUGUGCCCAGCGCUGUCGCGAGUACUAAUGGCAAUUUUAAAUCCAAGGCUGAGUAUGAAAACACUCCGUCAGAUAGUGACUGUGGCAGCGGAGCAAGAGAACGUGAACGUUUUUCGAACACUCUGCCGUCACGUAAAGUGAAAAAGCGUCUUGAUCCGGGAAACAAAAGCAUAGGACCGAAUUCCCAGAAUUCGGCGCGUGUAAGUGUGCAACAAGUGUUUUCGAAUGCAAUCAAUAGAAACGAAGAACAAGAAUAUCAUGAUCCUCAAACCGGCAAUGAUGGGCAACACAUAAAUGGUGUGCAAAUAAACAAGGGUGGCGUGGAAAAUUCCGGAUUUCAAAAUAGCAAUGAAAAUGCUAAUUCGAGCCAAAGCGCUGACGAACCGAGACAGGAAUCAGGCAGUGAUCCUACCGAGUCCGAAGUAUAUUUCGCUGACGUCAGUAGCUGUUGUAAUAUGUCACUUAAGAAUGAUCAUUAUUACGAGGAUACGAGAUCUUCGCAAAGGACUCUCAUGCCAAUUACCGAUCAGAAUUCACAUCAUCAACACCAUCAUCAUCAACAUCAGAAUAGUAAUUGCAGUAGCAGUAACAAUGAAGAUUAUUUAGCUCAACGUUUUGGUCAACGCGAGAAUUCGAUUCGCAGCCGUUUACCAUUUCCCCAAAUUGCAACUCAAAACGACGGUUUCGCAGAAAACCUCAAAAUGUUAGCAUCGGUAAACAAAGAGAAUCAAAAUCAGAAUCAUCUCUUGCUGCCCAAAGAUAUGUCUAGACAAAGCAUGUGCUCUGUUGAUUCUGAGGCAAAGACUGAAUUUACUGAUCUCUCACCCUCAACGCCGUGCAGUGGCAAACUAACACAACUAAAAGAUUUUGUUGAGGAAGGCAAUACGAUCAGCAGCACCCAAACAGCUGUGACACCCACCAAUUUUGUAGCUUCUUAUCCUCCCUAUUCCUCCGAAUCGCAGAGCUUAGAAGCUCAUAAACGAUCUACGAAAAACCUCACGGAAGUCCAUUACGAAGUGAUCGAUGAUAAUGCCACAUUAACACCAAAUGUGCGUAAUAUGCCACGCACUCCAAACAAGCAAAUGACAAAUAAGAAAUCCGUAUUAAGAGACCGUUUAGAUAAUUCGGAUAGAGAAUGGCUAUCAGAUGGCAACAAUAGCGAUCGUCAACGUUUAUGAAAUGAGGUGUUUGUCUAGAAGCACGCAACUCGCUGACAAAUAUUGUCUAGCACAGUAGUAGAGUGUUCACCAACAAGUUUGUUAAUGUUUUAGUGUAAUUGCAUUUAAUCAUCAACUGUUGCAUGGAUGUAUACUCAUUAUCCGUCCUUGUGUUCGCUGUUAAAUACAAUAUAUUCCCUAUCUCCUUGUUCUGAAAAGUUCGUAUGAAUUGAACUGACAACAGUAUUUAGAGAAAACCGGCAUAUGUACAUGUACGUAUUCAGUCCUUUUUUUCAAUUGCUCAUAAUUAUUAUGAUCGUUGCAUUGAUUAUGAAUUAUGUAUACUAAGAUAAAUAUUUCCAAUUGUCUACACACAUUCUAAUAUGUAUCUAUAGAUGUAUUUAA
Messenger RNA from Glossina fuscipes, 4276 nucleotides. Its product is annotated as GATA zinc finger domain-containing protein 14. NCBI's taxonomy places the organism in Eukaryota, Metazoa, Arthropoda, Insecta, Diptera, Glossinidae. The transcript is spliced from 7 exons. The record is from RefSeq and is a predicted model, not a curated record. The coding region runs from base 485 to 3892 and encodes 1135 amino acids.